UGAUGCUGUCUCUGGACCAGAUCCACACAGAGCCUCCCCCAACACCCAAGGAACUGGACUGGGCAGAACAAGGGUUUCUACCACCCCUGAGCCCUCUGCGCUGUGCCUGGCGCCGAGAUGUGCCCCUGGAUUGCAAGAUCUGCCCUGAGGAUGCGCAGGCACGGGCCUGGACUGCCUACUACUAUGACCUGUUGCAGUGUACCUUGCAGCAGGAGGGGCUACCAGAGACCGUUGACCUCACCAAGGAGCCCCGAACAGGAUUUGGACCAUCAGACAUAACCAUCUGUAUUUUAGGCUCCCCCACGUCAUACCUGUCUGUGCUUCUGGAAGGUGGCAACCAGUGUCCUGGUAAUAUGUUGCUGUGCUUGUCGCCUGCCUGGCUCUCCAAGGUACCCUCAGAGUGUCAUCCAGGGGAGUCUUCUUUGCUGGUCUUCAAGGCCGUGACUUUUGACCUUGGUGGCCGCACAACACUGGAAGAAUUUGCACCCCCACGUCGUGUCACCUACUUCACAGGCUGCUUUGGGCCAUGCAAGGUACAAGGCCAGUCUGCCGCAGAACUGGCUCGGGACCUCGACUGUCCCACAGGGGGCUCAGGGGAGCUGGCUCGCCUGCUGGAGGAUAAGCUGCUGAGCCGUCAGCUCAUGGAUCAACAGGCAAGAGUAGCAGUGCCCCUCACCUUGGCUUUCACUUUCAAGCGGCCACUGCCCCUACGAAAUGUGACAGAGGAGCAGCAGGUCCGCAUGGUAGAGCUGAGCGGCCGGGAAGGACAGGACAACCUGCUCCAAGAGGAAAUCACUGCCUUCUUGCAAGGGGGUGCCAUGGAACCCUACAGCCAGGUGGUGGUGAAACCAUCAGGCUGGCGGUGGAGUGGAGCUCAAGCAGUGUCGUUCCAUGCUAAGUUGGAACAGGGAGGCAUCCUGCAAGCUGUUCUUGCAUUUUUGGAGACCUUGGAAGAGGAGGAGAGCAUCUUGCUAGAGGCCUUCAUUCCUACUGCCCGUGUGGUCCAGCCUGGCCCUUCUGGCACAAACAAUUCUCCAUGCAACACAUCUCCGCGACCCAAUCUGGCAGUUCGAAUCUGUGCUGUUGUCUGCAGAUCCCGAAAGGACCAGCCUCUACUGAGCAAGGUAGUGUGUGGUGUGGGCCGGGCAGACAAACCCCUGAAGCACCAGGCCACGGUUCCACAGACACUGGAAAGCAGCUUACAGCAGUGGGGGCUGAAGGAUGAAGCCCAGAUUGCAGCCAUCCAUGUCCAGAUAAAACAGGAGGCUGAGGCAGCCAUGAAGGCCUUCAUUGAUAUGGAGGCUGGUCUGUCAGCUGAGCAAAGAGGUGGUCGCCGAGCACAAACUGACAUUAUUGGAGUAGAUUUCCUACUGAGCUCUGAAGACCAGGUUCUACAGCUGGUGGCCCUGGAGAUGAACUCACAACUAUGCCUGGAAACCUGCUCAGUCUUUGAGUCCAUGGGCCGGGUGGUGGGAGCGCCAGCGGGUGAGGUGGCACGGCCCCUGGUGGAGACGAUGCUGCGUCGUGCCCAGUGCCAUCUGAUGGAGGGCAAACACGUGUUGGUGAUUGGGGCCGGCGGAGUCAGCAAAAAGUUCGUCUGGGAGGCAGCCAGGGACUACGGGCUAAAAAUCCACCUGGUGGAGUCCGACCCCAACCACUUUGCCUCCCAGCUGGUGCAGACCUUCAUCCACUAUGACACCACGGACCACAAGAGAGACGAGGAGCAUGCUCAGCGGCUGGUGGGGCUCGUGCGGGAGCGGGGCCUUCACCUGGAUGGCUGCCUGUCCUAUUGGGAUGACUGCAUGGUCCUGACGGCCCUGGUGUGCGAGGGGCUGGGCCUGCGCUGCAGCUCCCCCACUGCCAUGCGGGUGGCCAAGCAGAAGAGCCGCACUCACCUGCACCUACUGCGGCGGCGCAAGGAGGGGGCUCGCUGGCCCUCAGCCGCGCUGUAUGCCGUCCCCUGCUGCCACCUGGAGAGCCAUGCUGAUGUGGAGCGAGCUGCCAGCCACCUCAGCUUUCCUGGUGUCAUGAAGCUAGAGUAUGGGGCAGGGGCUGUGGGGGUAAAGCUGGUGGAGGAUGCACAGCAGUGCCACCUGCACUUUGACAAGAUCUCCAGGGACCUGCGAGAUGACUCUGACCAUCCAGGCAUCGGGCUGGGCUGGGGCAACACCAUGCUGUUGAUGGAGUAUGUCUCUGGCACUGAACACGACGUGGAUCUGGUGGUAUAUGAAGGGCGCAUGGUGGGGGCAUUUGUAUCUGAUAACGGGCCCACUCGGGUGCCCAACUUCACUGAGACGGCUGCCUGCAUGCCCACCUGUCUGCCCCCUGACCGCGAAGCACAGCUCAUUCGUGCUGCCUACCAGUGCUGCUUGGGCUGCGGCCUGACCGACGGUGUCUUCAAUGUGGAGCUCAAGCUGACGGCAGCUGGCCCCAAGCUCAUUGAGAUCAACCCCCGCAUGGGUGGCUUCUAUCUGCGCGACUGGAUUCAGGAGAUCUACGGAGUAGACAUCAUGCUGGCCUCAGUCAUGGUGGCCUGUGGGGUGGCCCCCCUGUUGCCUGCCCGCUCUCAUCCCCGCACACACCUGGUGGGGGUGAUGUGCUUGGUGUCACAGCACCUGCAAGCCCUCAAGUCCACAGCCAGCCUGGAGACACUCCAGGCCCUACAUGAGCGCGGGGUCAUCCGCCUCAACCUGCUCGACGACGAGCUCGUGUCCACUGAGUACGAGGAGCCCUACUGCAAUGUGGCUUGUGCCAGUUCUAGCCGCCGUGAGGCCUGCCUCAAGCUGCUGGGCAUCUGCCAGGUGCUGGGCAUCGACUCACCACACUAUCCCGUCACUCACUUUCUCUCUCAUUUCAAAUAGCCUCGGAGAUAUGGCUCCCUCAGUCUGGAGCCGAGCUUGGGCCUGCUCUAGAGAGGGAGCCUUGCCUAUCCCUCCUAAAUUAUCUUCCCUUAUUCCCAACCCGUCACUGGGGUUUGCAUUACACAGACACCCUAUUUCCUACAGUCUUUCUCAAGUGGCUGCUGUGUCCCUCAGGAAGGAGUGUGGCACCAUCUGGUGCCAUCUCUGGUAAGUGCGGUGCCCACAUCACCCACACACUUGCAUGGGCUCACUCUCCUUUCUUGGGGGACCCUGUUAACUGCGGAGCCCCACCCUUCUUCUGCCCUAUCUGUGGAGUCAUAUCCUUUUCCUUUGCUUGCCAUUCUGAGUAACCUCCACACCUUGGUUCCCAAAUUGUUCCUCCCUACUACUAUGAAAAGAGGCCUAUUCCAGCCUCUUCACCUUCCCUUUCUUCCACUGGAGAAAAGCUACUGGCUUCUGAGCCGGGCAGCCCCUGGACAGAACCUACCUCAGGCUUCCAGAGUCAGUGGAGGAGAGGGCGGGAGUCAGUUUUGUUUGUUUGCAGUUUCCAGCAGCCAAUGCUUCACCAGUGAUGCUACACUAACAAAAUAGUACAUGCUGACUCUGAGCACUAGCUUUUCUGUACCAAACCCCUGUAUGCGAACUCCAUGCUCCUGGGUAAGAAUCUACUUACAGGCAAGCCCUUAUUCCUCAACAAACCUACAGUAACAGAAGGACCACAAGCCGACAGUAACAGACGUUUACAGAGCAGUAGAAUGUAAGGCGUUUAACAAGCUAGUUCUUCUGUUUCAGCACUUAGAAAGAUUGCAAUAACAUCCUAGUGCCACAAAACAUCUUUUUAGGAGCUAUUUAGCGUGCACAAGUUUGUGCUCAUAAAUAACCAUAGGAUAACACAGGGCAAUAACUCUGGUAAUCCCUGGCAUAGAUACCCAGUGCUGGGAGAAACCAUGUGAAUUGUCAGUGCUCAUAAGAGAAUUUGCUAUAGCACCUCCCCCUAGCAAGUCCCCAAGAGACCCUAUAGUAGUAAGUCACUGUGAUGGCACUUCCAAACGCUCCACAAUAACUCAUUUGUGUAUGCUUCUGAAGUGAAAAAUCACAGCACCAGCACUCCUGAAUUACCUUAAAACAAUAAGCCUUCAGAUGAAGCCCCUUAUGACCCUACUCAACC
Molecule: messenger RNA, 4029 nt
Organism: Euleptes europaea (tarantolino)
Lineage: Eukaryota; Metazoa; Chordata; Lepidosauria; Squamata; Sphaerodactylidae
Gene: CARNS1
Product: carnosine synthase 1
Exons: 9
Coding region: 3-2861 (952 amino acids)
Biological process (GO): carnosine biosynthetic process
Molecular function (GO): metal ion binding; ATP binding; carnosine synthase activity
Source: RefSeq, a predicted model, not a curated record